Messenger RNA from Stegostoma tigrinum, 6417 nucleotides. RefSeq names its product cytochrome P450 2U1 (gene cyp2u1). Gene Ontology annotation, biological process: xenobiotic metabolic process. Gene Ontology annotation, cellular component: intracellular membrane-bounded organelle; cytoplasm. Gene Ontology annotation, molecular function: oxidoreductase activity, acting on paired donors, with incorporation or reduction of molecular oxygen, reduced flavin or flavoprotein as one donor, and incorporation of one atom of oxygen; heme binding; iron ion binding. The transcript is spliced from 5 exons. The coding region runs from base 22 to 1569 and encodes 515 amino acids. NCBI's taxonomy places the organism in Eukaryota, Metazoa, Chordata, Chondrichthyes, Orectolobiformes, Stegostomatidae. The record is from RefSeq and is a predicted model, not a curated record.
CUGCCAAGCGACGGGAACAAAAUGGCGGCGGGUCCGUGUCAUGAAGCCGGUCAGACCCCCAGGGCCGGUCAGUACAUGACGUCCAUCUUCCUGGGGUUUGCUGUUCUCUUGCUGAGCCGCUACCUCCUGAAGCGCAGGGCCCGGGAGCAGUGCAGGUUACCCCCGGGGCCACCGUGCUGGCCCCUCAUCGGCUUGCUGCUCUCUUUGGUCUGGAGGCCUGGCUCCGGAACCCGGCUCCCGCCGCAUUUAUACUUCACCGCCCUCGGCAAGACCUAUGGAGAAAUCUGCAGACUGUACCUGGGCAGACAGCUCAUAAUAAUUCUCAAUGGAUUCCACAUGGUCAGAGAUGCGCUGCAGCAUCACGCCGAGGUGUUCUCGGACAGACCCACCAUUCCUCUGAUCACCAUCAUAACCAAGCGUAAAGGAAUAGUCUUUGCUCCGUACGGCUUGGUCUGGAAGCAGCAAAGAAAAUUUUCCCUCUCGACCCUGAGAUACUUUGGUUUCGGGAAACUUGAUCUAGAGCCGAAAAUCAUAGAGGAACUACAAUUUGUGAAGUCAGAGUUUUCCAGUGCAGUUGGGACGGCCUUUUCUCCUUCUCAUGUCAUUCACAAUGCUGUGUCUAAUAUCAUUUGUUCGAUGUGCUUUGGCAAACGGUUUGACUACGAUGAUGAAGAGUUCAGGACUAUGCUGAAUCUAAUUGUCCAAGGAAUGAAAUUAGCAUCAAACAGCCCGGCAAUGCUCAUCAAUGUAAUUCCUUUAUUUCAGUAUUUACCCUUUGGACCUUUCAAGGAAGUUGUCAAGACAGUAAGAGAUGUAACUGCAUUCUUGAAAAACAUCAUUGAUCAGCACCAAAAGACUAUGGACCCUGAAAACCCACGUGAUUUUGUUGAUUUUUAUCUGAAAGAAAUAGACUAUCAAAGACAUAAAAAGCAAAAUACAAGCUUUAGUGAAGAUUAUUUAUUUUAUAUAAUUGGGGAUCUCUUUGUAGCAGGGACAGACACAACAUCCAAUACGCUGUUGUGGGCUAUUCUCUUUAUGGCUGUUCAUCCAGAAGUUCAAGAAAGGGUUCACAAAGAGAUCAGCACAGUUAUUGGUGAGUCAAGACCUCCUUCCCUCAAAGACAAACUUCACAUGCCUUUCACAGAAGCAACAAUAAUGGAAAUCCAGCGUAUGACCACAGUGGUCCCACUUGCCAUUCCACAUAUGGCAUCAGAAACUAUUGGUUUUAAAGGCUAUACUAUACCCAAGGGAAGUAUGGUGGUUGCAAAUCUGUGGUCUGUCCAUAGAGAUCCAGGCAUGUGGGAACAUCCUGAUGAAUUUAAUCCUUCUCGAUUCUUGAGUCCAGAUGGAAAUAUUGUGAAAAAUGAAGCAUUUAUGCCAUUUGGAAUAGGGAAACGGAUCUGUAUGGGAGAGCAGAUGGCGAAGAUGGAACUGUUCCUGAUCUUUAGCACCCUCCUACAAUCGUUCUGCUUCAAACUUCCUGAAGGCAAUGAUGCACCAAAUAUGGCUGGCCAGUUUGGUCUGACAUUGUCUCCACAUCCUUUUAAAAUCAUUCCUGUCAUGCGAUAAACUACUUGAUGACACAAGUCACAGUCUUCAAGGCUUAGAAGCUGCAAUACAAACUAAAGAAGGCACUCUCUCUUACUGUGUCACUGUAUUAUGGUCAUUGUAACUCAGUGACAGUUCAAUGUUGACAGGUUGGUUUGCAAAGUAUCCCAGUUUCUAACUUGAUGCCUUUAUUUGUGAUGUUGGGUGUCGCUAAUGGCAUUAUGUUGCUGCUUCUUCUAACAGAGAAGUUACAGUCUACUCCAAAACAUGUUCAAUCUCACUCCAUAAUUGUAUGUUUUUGUUCCUGUACAGAAUAUAAUCCAAUACUUGAAAAUGCGUAAUUUUCUGCCAUCUUGGGUGUGAUAUUUUGACUCGAAACACUCAUGAUUAUUUUAUUUUGUGCUUCACCCUUAAAGAAUGUCUACCAUUAAAAACAAGCACACAAAUAACAGUGAAACAACUGAAUUGAAAUACAGCUUUUACAUCUUUAUGAACAUGAUUGCCUUUCAUCAUUUUUUUUAAGGAAAAAUGUAAAUUCAUUGAAAUGAAGAUCACGUUGCUGAAGGAUUGAGUGUAUUCUCAUUAUGUUUACUGCUUUGGAUUUUUCCAAAGGAAAGAAAUGCUAAUUAUCUAUAGGAAAAAAAAACUGCAGCAGGUGGUUCACUUAGAAAAUGCUUUCUUCCUUAUUGUCAAGGCUGAAGAACCUGUAUAUUCUGGGAGUAAAAUUGGGCUCGGUGAUACCAUCUUCAAAAAGUUCCUCAAAGUUUCAUAUGGUGUCUACAGUAUUUUGCACACUGAUGCACUAGGUGCCAAUCUGUCAAUGAAUUUGCACCUGCAUUCAUGUCUAUAAGAAAUAUACAGAGCUCACGUUUGAUGCUGAUCAAAGUAUGAUGCUGGUUUGGUAUCAGAACUAGCAAUUUAAAGCUCUCCACCAGCCCACACUUUCUUGACCUUUUUACAACUGAACAUGCGUUUAGUGCAGUGAAGGGCUCCAUUCCUUCUCAUGCCAUACUAUUUAAAAGGGUAAUUAAAUCUUCAGUCUUAGUUGCAUGAUUAGAUUUUCUAGCUGUUGCAAUUCCACACGUUUUCCACACAUUUGAAGUUUGUGUAUAAAGAACAAAGAACAGUACAGCACAGAAACUGGCCCUUCAGCCCAUCAAAUCUGUCCUGAUGUGUGACACCUUUCUAGAAUAAAAACCUUUUCCUGUAUGUGGAAGAGAGUCAUACAGCAUGGAAACAGGCCCUUUACCCCAACUCGUCCAUUCCGACCUGGUUUCCUAAACUGAAAUAAUCUGAUUUGCCUGCAUUUGGCCCAUAUCUGUCAACGUUUCCUAUUAGGUACCUAUCUAAUUAUCUUUUAAAUGUCGUAAUUGUACCUGCCUCUAUCACUUCUUCUGGGAACUCAUUCUGUAUACACACCACACUCUGAAAAAGCUGCCUCAUAGAUACCUUGCAAAUCUUUCAUGGCUCACUGUUAACCUAUGCCCUCCAAAUAUGGCUUCUCUACCCUAGGGAAAAGACCUUGAUUAUUCACACAAUCUAUACCCCUCAUUCCUUAGGAGUGUAAAAAGGAAAAGAUUAGCUCAAUAAAUUUUGGUCCAUUGCAGCUGGAGACAAGAUAAUUUAUAGUGGAGAACAAAGGAAUGUGUCUUGUCUUCAUAGAGGAAGUUACAGAAAAUCUCCCAGAAAAUUCCUUCAAAGUACAGUCCCAGAUAGGCAGGGUGAUGAAGAAGUGGGAUGGGAGCAGGAGGAUUAAGUCCACAGAAAAAUGUGUCAUCUAGAUCUUCAGCCCCUGAUGGCUAAAUUGCUUACAAUUAUCUCACCAUUGCUAAGAUGACCUCUUCCCAGGAGGCUAGGACAUGCAGUUUUGCUUUUCCCCUUUGAGUUAGUUCCUGCUGCCUCAGGUUGUGUGUCACUUGCAAGAGAGAAGGCAGGAUAUCAGUAAGUAUCAUCAAAUAAUAUGGAGUGGCUUACUUUGUUGACAAGCUGCCAAUGUUUGCAAGCUUUGAAGUGCAAGUUUGUGGUUUGUAUCAUUAAGUGAGGGAGUGAAUUGUGCAAUAUACACAUUAUACCCAAGUCCUGGUGGACAUUGUUUAAAACUGAAUGGUAAAGGUGUGGUGAUCCUGAGCAAUAGUUGAAUCUAGGGUAUGAGGUUAUUCGACUUCUUGUGGUACUAUGUUGCUUGCUCUGGCUGUCCGUCUAACUUUGACUUGCAUAACUAGUUUUUUACCAGUGCCACCGGCACUGAUGACCUUAGAUAACUCCACUUCUCCAGCAAGAUCUCCACCACAACAUCCAACACUUGGCGGUUCAUUCUUUCCUGUAGUCAGCCAUUAGUCAGAGACAGCUGCAGAAUGUCUCAAGCACCUGCUGAAAUCACAAUGCAUUUCCAUUUAAGGUUCCACAUGCUAACUUUAAGCAGAGCAAGUUACAGAUAAUAUUCGACGUCAUGCUGCCCACAUUCCACUCAACAUGCCUUAGUUAUUUCUGUGUUGUAAUCUUUGCAACCUUUUUGGGGGCAUGAUCACUUUAUAGCUCCAUGCUUUAUAUUUGGUGCCAACAUUAAAUGCAUUAAUGUCCAAAAUUAUAAAAUUGUGCGGCAAUGCUCAACCACCUUUGAGUCUGCUGCAAAUGUAAUGUAAGCAUCUUUAAAUGAUUAAAAGGGAUUAUUAUUUAGAAAAUGAAAGGUAAUAUUUCAGGUAAGAAAGCAAUGUCCCACCUUCAUAUACAUUUAAUUCAGGCCUCUUGUGGUGCAAUGCUCUCCAUGGACCAGGAUGCCUGGUUUCAAGUCACACCUACUCCAGAGGUGUGCAUUUUCACUUCAUAUCUCACUUCAUAGUACACUCAAUUGGUGUGUAAUAACAGCACCUAACAGGUUGAUUAGCAAUAAAGUGUUUAGGUACAAUUAAAUUUUGACAAAUGGCUUUCUGCUUGGAAUUAACUUAAUCUUGGGGCAUUUUAUUAACUUUUCCACCAUUACAUUUUAAUGGGUUGUUGUUGGAGUUUUGUGCAAGCCAUUGAAUAGUGAAGUAGUUCCUCUGUGCACAAUUAAUGAUCCUUGUCAUUUUUGGAGUGUAUGUAUUAUUUUUGAUCUAGAUAUGCAGAUUUUUCUGAAGCAUAUUUAAUAAAUCAUAUAGUGUAAACCGAUUUCUUUGGUUCCUUUCAAAAUCGAUGUUAUUUAAUUAUUUAGAGGCAUACAAUGUAGUGAAGGCUAGUGGGAAGGUAGAAGAUUAGGAAGUCUUUAAAAAGCAGUGGAAGAUAACUAAAAAAAAUGCAAUGGUUGGGGGGCAGUGUUGAGCAUUGAGAGAAGAUGAAAGAUGAGGGUAAGCUAGCUAGUAAUAUAAAAGAAGACAAUUUUUUUUAAUAUAUAAAAGGUAGGAGAGAGACAAGAGUGGAUAUUAGACUGCUGGAAAAUGAGGAUGGAGCAGUGAUGGGGAACAAAGAAACAGUGGGACAAUGGAAUAUGUACUUUGCAUCAAUUUUCAUGGUGGAAGUCACCAACAGCAUAUCAGAGCUUCAAGAGAGUUGGGGGCAGAGGUGUGUCGUGGCUGUCACUAAGGGGAAAUGGUGAGGAAGGUGAUUAAGUUGAAAGGAGGGUAAAUCCCCUGGACCAGAUGGACUACACCCUAGAAUUCUGAAGAAGACAGCUGAGGAGAUUGUAAAAGUAUUGGUGGUCACCUUUCAGGAAAGCAGGGAGGCAGAGUACAGGAAACUAUAGGUGAACCAGCCUGACCUUUUUUUUAAAGAUUUGAGAGUCCACUAAGAGAUCACAGAGGAUUUGGAAGUGAAUGGUAAAUAGGGCUGAGUAAACACGAUUUCAUCAAGGGGAGAUCAUGCCUGACAGAUCUGUUAGAAUUUGUUCAGGGUGUAACAAGCAAGCUAGCCAAAGGAGAGCCAGUGAAUGUGAACUAUUUGGAUUUCCAGAAGGCUGUACAGGAGGCUCUUAAAUAAAAUAAGAACCCACGGUGUUAGGGGCAAGGUACUACCAUGGAUAGAAGAUUGGCUGACUGGACGAUGGCAGAGAGAGGGGAAUGGCAACUGCUGACUAGUGGACUUUCACAGGGGUCAGUGUUAGGGCCACAACUAUUCAUGUUAAACAAGAAUGAUCUGGACGAAAAAAUUGAAUAUUGUUACUAAGUUUGCAGAUGACACAAAGGUAGGUGGAGGUACAGGCAGUGUUCAGGAAGUGGAAGGCUGCAGAAAGACUUGGAGAGACUGAGAGAGUGGAUAAAGAAGUAACUGAUGGAAUACAAGGUGGGAAAGUGUCAGAUCAUGCACUUUGGUAGGAAGAAAGAUAUUUGAAAUCUUAAGCACAAAGGCACUCAGGAGUUCAAGUUCAGGAUUCUCUUAAGGUCAACAUGAGGGUUCAGUUAGCAGUCAGGAAUGUAAAUGCAAUGUUGGCAUUCAUUUUGACAGGGCUAGAACAAAGACGUACUGUUGAGGCUGUAUAAGGCUCUGGCCAGGCUGCAUUUGCAAUAUUGUGAGUAGUUUGUAGCCUUUUAUCUAAGGAAGGAUGUGCUGGCUUUGGAAAGAGUCAGAAGAGGGUUAUAAGACUGAUCAUGGGGAUGAAGGGCAUGUCCUGGGAGGAGCGGUUGAGAACUCUGGGUCUGUACUCAAUGGGAUUUAGAAGGAUGAGGUGGCAUCUCAUUGAAACAUAGAGAAUAAUGAGAAACCUGUAUAGAGUGGAUAUGGAGAAGAUGUUUUCACUAGUUGGAAAGGCUAGGAUCCCAGGCACAGUCUCAAAUUGAAGGGCAAACCGUUUCAACUGGGAUGUGGGAAAAAUUUUCAGCCAGGCAAUCAUGAAUUGUGGAAUUCAUUGCUGCAGAAGACUAUGGAGGCUGUUAUUGAGUGUGUUUAGAACAAAGAUAG